AUGAUAUCCCCGAAAGUCCAACGGCUUUGCGCCUCCGAAUCUUCAGUCACAUCGCUGAUGAACGAGGAUCCGGACCUAACCCCCUCGAAAGCCUAUGAAAAAGUCGCUCCUCAUAAAAUGCCAGUAAUCUUAAGUGCAUUCGCGCAAAAACAUUCGGCAAAAUCUAACGAAGAUGACUAUGCGAAUGUGUUGGAAGAAGAUAUCGAGGCUGCAAAGAGUUGUGGGAACUUUGAAGGGACGGAGCCUAGCAAGCUCUUUUUAAAAAUAUUCUACCAUGUCCUCCGUACCUUGGAAAACGACCCGCAGGCUGGAGUUGUGUCGCCUAAUCUGCUGGGUAGCACGGGAGUUAUACCUCUAACUAUCAUGUCAAUAAUCCCAGAUAUAAUGCGCCACUACGCAAACCUUAUCGUCAAAGCCGAAUCAUCCAUAAUCCUAGCCACAAACUUCUGGGCAGCUUCUCAUGCCUCUCAUAUUAUCACCGAUGCUCUCAGGGAGCUUUCAAGGCGGAGAUUAGAAGCAGAUCUCCCUACAGUUGAUGUGAAAAUUCUAUACGACAGAGGGAAUUUGAAGCAGCUGUUCAAACACCAUCUGAACGGGAAGGAGAAAGAAUUCAAUAGUGAGAAAGUUCAGAUCCCGAAGCCGGAAGAAGUACAAGGGAUUACGUUGCAAGUUUUGAAUUUUCAUAUCCCGCCCGUUGGGACAUUUCAUGCGAAAUGGAUGGUUGUUGAUGGGAAGAUUGCGGUUUUGAAUAGUAAUAAUAUUCAGGAUGUUGCAAAUUUGGAAAUGAUGUGUCAUUAUGAGGGUGCCAUAGUCGAUUCCUUUUAUGAUUCUGCUAUGAUCUCCUGGCAUAAUGCACUCAGACCAUCACUCGGUGUUCAUAGAUUCUUCGACGAGGAUGUGACAAGACAAAAUUUUGGGUUCUCGGAUUUUCACACUAUUGCGAAAACGAUCGGAGACGACGUAAACCGGCGGACGAAAGAGUUCCGGACUAAAUAUCUCAAAGAACACGAGAAUUGUGAAAGCGAGUAUCUAGGAAGAGAUGGAAGAGAUAUGGUACCGUUUGCCGCCCAACUGGGAGCUGCCCAUAAUAGAAAAGCCCAUGAGCAUGCAGAUAACGAAAACCUACCCAAUAGCUUAUCAAGCAAUGAGCACAAUCGUGGGCCCCUGGGUACAGGCGGGUCACCAGUCCCAAAUCACACUCAACGGGGACAAAUGGUUGAUACUGAAAUACCACUACUAAAAGAUCGAACGGCCUCAAACACAAGUCAUAUUGGGAGAACAAUUGCAACCGAAGAGGACCAAGACGAAGCUGCAAGAGUACUAAACCAAGCAGCUGAAGAUGUUACCGUAGGGGAGGAACAGCAUCUUGCUUCUGCCGCUGAUGCCUCGAGAAUUGAAUACGAUAGUACCCUGUCAGCAGAAGCAGAACGAGUGCAAGGGUUCCUUGGGACACUAGAAGGUCUGACAAAACAUUUAAAUACCACAAUCCAACCAAACACCCAAGGGACAUUAAGAUGUUCCGACAGAGAAGCUCAUCUCGAAGAUUUCAACCCUUAUAUUCUUCACCCACGCCACAAGCCAUUUCCUAUCGCGAUGGUGAACAGGCGGCCUUUUGGCGCUCCGGGUCAUCAAUCGGUCAGAGUCCCGCAGAAUGAAGCUUGGAUAGCUGCCACCCGUUUGGCCGAAACACAAGUAUUCAUCCAAACUCCGGACCUAAAUGCAUCCCCCUUAGUCGAGGAGAUCCGAGACGCAGUGAAGAGGGGCAUUGAGGUUGUCCUAUACAUAACUUUAGGUUAUAACGACGCUGGCGAACUCUUGCCUUUUCAAAACGGCACUAAUGAGCAAAUAGUUUGUUCGCUGUUUAAUUCCCUAUCAUCGGAUGAGGAGAAAGAAAGAUUGAAGGUAUAUUGGUAUACUGCCAAAGAUAUGCGGUUCCCAAUUCAUGCAAAAACAAAACAGAGGACAUCGCAUAUAAAACUCAUGGUAGUCGACGGCCACAUUGGCAUCCAAGGUAGUGGGAACCAAGAUACACAAAGUUGGUAUCACAGCCAGGAAACAAAUGUAAUGAUUGACAGCGAGGAAGUUGUCCAGGAAUGGCUGUGGGGUAUUCGAUCAAACCAAAACACUCAUAUUUGGGGAAGAGUUGACAAUGAUGGUGUUUGGAGAGCAAAGGAAGAAAGAGACGACGUAGAAGAUAGUGAUAUCUCCGGUGAUCAAAUUCCUGGAGCUUUAGGAGGGGCAAAAAUAAAGUUCGGCUGGAUGAAAGGUAUUAAGGGCGCUAUUGAGCGGGUCCAAGGCGCAGGCGGUUUCUAA
Messenger RNA from Orbilia oligospora ATCC 24927, 2313 nucleotides. RefSeq lists its product as uncharacterized. The record is from RefSeq and is a predicted model, not a curated record. Lineage: Eukaryota; Fungi; Ascomycota; Orbiliomycetes; Orbiliales; Orbiliaceae. Gene Ontology annotation, molecular function: catalytic activity. The transcript is spliced from 7 exons. Bases 1 to 2313 code for a protein of 770 amino acids.